AUGGAGGCAUCGGAUUGCGGCCAGGUCAUUCUAGCAACGGCUAUGGUCCUAGUCAAGGACUCCACAGGUGCGUACAAACUUGGAAGAGCGCUACUCGAUUCGUGUUCCCAAGUGAACUUUAUAACCGACGACUUCGCUCAAAGGCUUCACCUUCGUCCAGAAAGGCAUCACAUCGGAAUUCGCAGUAUUGGUGACUCACUCACUAAUCUUAAGGCGCGAACCACCACAACUAUCAAGUCGCGCACAUCAGCCUUUGAACUUUCGCUACAGUUCGGUAUCACAUCACACAUUGCGUACCAGCCUGAUGCCGAAAUCGAUACCUCAACUUGGAAUUUGCCAGCCAAUACAACAUUAGCCGAUGAAGAAUUCUUCAAACCGCGCCGUAUUGAUCUGUUGCUUGGGACAGAGGCAUUUUUUGACGCGCUCGCUGUUGGCCAAAGUCGACUGGGCCUGAACUUACCCACACUCCAUAAGACAUUGUUUGGCUGGGUGGUUUCGGGUAGAUAUCAGCGUCAACACUACAUGCCAUCACCGUCUUGUCUAUUGUCUAGCGAAGACUCCAUCGACGCAAAUAUGCAACACCUUUGGGAGCUCGAAGCCAUCGACUUGCCGGUUAAACCCAUUCUACCUGAUAAUCACGUUUGUGAAGAUAUCUUUGUAGCCACAACACAUCACGAUGCCACUGGACGCAUGGUUGCGAGCUUGCCGUUCAAGGACAAUCCCAGUAGCCUUGGAUACUCCUUUGACAUCGCUCAUCGCCGUUUCCUCGCAAUUGAACGCCGCCUCUUGCAUUCGCCUGAUAUUCGACACCAGCAUGUGUCAUUCAUGGAAGGAUAUGAGAACCUUGGUCGCAUGUCCGUGGUUGCGGCACCGAACUUAGAAGAACCGCAUUACUACAUACCGCAUCACUGCGUGCUAAAGCCUAGUAGUGUAUCAACAAAGCUUCGGGUAGUAUUCGACGCCUCAUGCCGUACCUCGACACAAACAUCUUUGAACGAUUUGCUUUUGGUGCUAUUGUUGCGCUUUCGGCUGUACCUCUAUGCUAUCACUGCAGAUGUAACCAAAAUGUACAUGCAAGUGCUCAUGAAUAAAAAUGAUUGUAAAUUUCAGUACAUUAUCUGGCGAGCUUCUCCAGACCUAGAUCUCAAGACGUAUCAGCUUAAUACGGUAAUAUACGGCACAGCCUCAGCCCCAUAUCUCGCAGUACGCAGCCUUCAUUAUCUGGCAAAUAAGUACAUGGUUGAGCUUCCAAUCGGCGCAUCAGCGGUAAAAUCAUCAGUUUAUGUUGACGACUUUCUGUGUGGUGCGGAUGAUGUAGACACUUUGCACACGUUAAAGUCUCAAGUCAUCGAGGUACUUCGCCGUGGAUAA
Molecule: messenger RNA, 1371 nt
Organism: Rhagoletis pomonella (apple maggot)
Lineage: Eukaryota; Metazoa; Arthropoda; Insecta; Diptera; Tephritidae
Exons: 1
Coding region: 1-1371 (456 amino acids)
Source: RefSeq, a predicted model, not a curated record